Molecule: messenger RNA, 1067 nt
Organism: Solanum dulcamara
Lineage: Eukaryota; Viridiplantae; Streptophyta; Magnoliopsida; Solanales; Solanaceae
Product: small heat shock protein, chloroplastic-like
Exons: 2
Coding region: 171-809 (212 amino acids)
Source: RefSeq, a predicted model, not a curated record
GAAUCCUUUUUUCCCCUUCUCCAAGUCACUAACAACAUAUAAAACCGAAACACCCUAUUCAUAUUUGUCAUCCUUAUCCAGCAAAAAGAAAUUACAACGUGAAGCUCAGUCGAUAAGCAAGUUCAUACAGCUACCUUUUUCUCUUCAGAUUCAGAUCUUUGAUAGCAGAAAUGGCAACUUCACUUGCUCUCAGGAGGGCCACCGGAGCUUCAUCGCUCUUCAACAGGCUCGUCAAUCCUGUUCGCUCUGCCUCUGUUUUCCGAUCCUUCAAUACUAACACUCAGAUGACAGAUUACGACCAGGAUGAUCGCGGCGUUGAUGUUGACCGCUCGUCCGGUCGCUCCGUCUCUCGCCGCCAGGAUGCUUUCCCUAGUUUGUUCUCAGAUGUAUUUGAUCCAUUUUCACCACCAAGGAGUGUGAGCCAGCUACUAAACAUGAUGGACCAAAUGAUGGAUUCUCCAUUUGCAUCGGCACCGCGCGCUAUGGGCACUGGAGUUGGAUUAAGGAGAGGAUGGGACGUGAAGGAGGACGAUAAUGCUCUGUAUAUAAAAAUGGAUAUGCCUGGGCUCGACAAGGAGAACGUGAAGGUGGCAGUGGAGGAGAACACGUUGAUCAUCAAAGGAGAAGGCGAGAAAGAGUCAGAGGAUGAAGAGUAUAGAAGGAGGUACUCUACGAGAUUGGAAAUUCCUCAAAAUCUCUACAAAUUGGAUGGAAUUAAGGCGGAGAUGAAGAAUGGAGUGCUGAAAGUGGUGGUUCCAAAGGUGAAGCAAGAAGAGAGGAAAGAUGUUUUCGAUGUUAAAGUUGAGUGAGCUUUUAGCUGUGUUAUGUUUGUGUGAUUUGGGUCGGAUAUUAUGAACAUUUUCCUUCUUUUUUUCCCCUCGCUAGUCGCUAGGUUUGUCUGUAGUGAUUUGUCCGUGGAAAUAAAAAGAUGACCUGCUUAAAAAAACGGAAAUAUGGUUGUAAGAGACUGUUCAAUUAGCAAACUGGAAAGUUGUUAAGAGUAUGCUGUUCUUGAAGUUUUUUCUUUGUUCUCAAAACUAUUGCAGCUAUCUUACUAGCUUUAGGCC